Molecule: messenger RNA, 3055 nt
Organism: Aedes aegypti (yellow fever mosquito)
Lineage: Eukaryota; Metazoa; Arthropoda; Insecta; Diptera; Culicidae
Product: DNA ligase 4
Exons: 2
Coding region: 180-3005 (941 amino acids)
Biological process (GO): DNA biosynthetic process; DNA recombination; nucleotide-excision repair, DNA gap filling
Cellular component (GO): DNA-dependent protein kinase-DNA ligase 4 complex; DNA ligase IV complex
Molecular function (GO): DNA binding; DNA ligase (ATP) activity; ATP binding
Source: RefSeq, a predicted model, not a curated record
CUGGAGUAAUAAUGUGCAGCCGAGUAGAGCCCGCCACCGCAACAUGAAUGAACGUGACAUUAGUAGUGCGCUGUAGUGCGUAAUUCCGUAGAAAUUGAUGUGGUCCUUUAAAAUUUAAAUGCCUUUUGUCGUCUUUCGUCGAUUUUUGUCUAAAUUUUUUAAACUAAUGCGACACGACAAUGUCGGAACAGCAGUGCAUAUCGAAACAUGUCAAGUUCAGUGAAAUAAGUGCCGUCCUGGAGAAACUCAAGGCAGCCGGACCAUCGUCGUCCAACAAGAAGGACGAAAUCCUGCGGCGCUACUUUGAAUCGUUCGAACAGUUUCGACGGGAAUAUCGCCAGAAGUAUGGAGACAAUUCGAAUACCAGCAUAUUUCAUAUCCUGCGGUUGCUGCUUCCAGCCGCCGAUCGGGAGCGGGAUUCCUACGGCAUCCGGGUAAAAACUCUGCGAGACCUGUACAUCAAGAUACUGGGUAUCAGCGAAACGAGCAUCGAGGCCCGCAAAUUAUCCGGGUUUGACGAAUCCGGCACCGGUAGCAAUGGGAGCAGCGGCGAUUUUGCCGAUCGCAUUUUCACGUUGAUGCGCGGACGUUGCCCGGAGGAGUGCCACAUGACCGUUUGGGACGUCAACCAGCACCUGGAUGCCAUGGGGCAGCACUACCAGAAUGGACGCCGCAGCAAAACGCAGGACGAGCUCAUACAGAUGGUGCACGGCAUGACGCAGCUGGAUCAGAAGUGGCUGAUCCGGAUUAUACUGAAGAAUCUGCGGCUGGGGAUGAGCCAGACGAAGCUGCUGGGUCUGUAUCAUCCCAAGGCGGGGGCUUUGUUCGAUAGGUUCAGUCAUCUGUCUAAGGUUUGCGAGGCGGUCGAGAGUGGCGAAGGUUUGGAAGAAGUCGGGGAACCUGGCGUGGGAAUGGCUGUUCGGUUAUUCAAUCCUGUAAAACCCAUGCUGUGCCAAAGAGUAGAUCUCAAGCUGGUGGAUGGCAUGCUGAAGAAGGACGAAUUCUGGCUGGAAACUAAAAUGGACGGCGAGAGGUUCCAAAUUCAUAAAGAAGGACAGGUAUAUAAAUACUUCUCCAGGAACAGCUAUGAGUAUAGUCAUGUUUUUGGAGAGAACGCAAACCAACCUGGAGCCACGUUGACUCCGUAUUUGUCGAAUCUGUUGGCUAUGACUGUUCAAAGCGUGAUACUGGAUGGAGAAAUGAUGGUGUUCGACAAAAGUGAGCUAAUCUAUCGAGAUAAAAGCGAGAACACUGAUGUCAAGGCAAUCAAAGCGAGUAAUGCUGAGUUGAGACCAUGCUUCUGCGUCUACGAUGUGCUGUUCUUGAAUGGGAAAUGCUUGAUAAUGGUGCCUUAUGCGGAAAGAUUUCGAUUGUUGAAGACAAUCAUCAAAGAGAAAGUGGGAUUUGUAGCGAUUUGUCAUCGAAUCAAAGUUAAGAAUAGUGAACAUCUCGUGGAAUUGCUAAACCAGGCCAUAGAUGCCCACCAGGAAGGUGUCGUUAUCAAGAAAGAGAACUCGGUUUAUAGUCCAAACGAGCGAAAUGCCGGAUGGUACAAAAUUAAACCAGACUACAUCGAUAACAUGGUUUCUGAUUUCGACCUACUGAUCAUAGGUGGUUUCUACAAUUUCAAACGAACGUUCAUCAACACUUUUCUCGUCGGAGUCAUGGAUGAUCGCGAUAGGGAAAACCCGGUCUUCCUGGCAGUCACCAAGGUCGGCAUAGGGCUCUCGAAUGACCAAUGGAAGCAGCUGAACAGCUCACUUCGACAGCACUGGCAAGAGGUCGUAGCUAGAAAAGAAGGUCGUACAAGAGUCACCGAAGAACCGCCAGAACUACGAUGGGGUCAAACCCCACCGGACGUAUGGAUCCAUCCCAAGCAUUCCAUUGUGCUGCAAUUGAAGGGCUCCGAACUGGUUCAAACUUCGUCCUUCGCAACGACUUACACCAUCAGGUUCCCUCGCAUUACGGCCAUUCGGAGCGAUAAGACCUAUACCGAUGUAACGAGCAAGGACGAGUAUGAUCAACUCUGUGCAGCCAACACCAAGGUAGCAAAACUUGCCAAACGACACGUGACUGUCGACGACCUUGUUCCAGAUCCUCAGAAUUCCUCAAAUCUACCGGGUAGGAAACGGAAGAAAACAUCUCCACUGCAAAGAACUCGUUCAACCAGACUUCAUCUGAGCGUCAACCACAUCGAUGAAUCAACAGUGGACCUCAUCGACAACGUCUGCUCAGGGUUGGAUUUCUGCAUUCUGAGCACUUCCAAGGGACAACCUUCAACAGCUGAUCUGGAGAAAAUUAUACGUCGCCACGGGGGCAGAAUUGUUAAAAACCCCGGCCCAAAAACGUACCUAACAAUCGCCGGGGACCGCACAUUUCUGGUGAACCGAAUCAUCGACAGUCAAGUGUACAACGUGGCCACCGUUGAUUGGCUGAUGCGUGCCCUGGGUGGUUCAGAAAAGAAAGAAAAACUUUUAACGUUGAAGCCCAACGACAUGCUGGCCACCACCGCGACCUUACGUGAAGAGUUGUCCGACAAUUUCGACCGAUACGGAGACUCACUAACAAUCAAGAUAUCGAGUGUGGACGAAAUGCGAGCACUGCUGAAGCAGAUGACCCUAGACAAGGAGCAAUUAUCAGUCGAGGAGCUACAAAAAGGCCACUUGGAAAUUCUUGGCAAACGUUCCGGUUUUCGGAUAUUUCAAGGGCUUGUUGGGCAAUUGUAUCAGGAAAACUUGAAAACGGACAUCGAACUGUACAGGGCCAAGUUUCGGAUGUUGAAGUUCGUUCGAAACGGUGGCCAGUGGCUUACCGAACCGCACUCGAGAGGAAUAACGACCGUGUUGGUGGCACAGAAUGAUGAUUUAGAUCGGUCGCACUUGCAGCAGUGGAUGGAUAAUUUUGCCGAGCAAAACCGUGCUGCUGAUGUACUGCGAAUCGAUUGGAUUGAAAGUAGUCUGUGUGAGAAACGUACUUGUGAUAAACAGUUGUUUAGAGUUUUAUAAAUAUGUGAGAGUUUUGAUGUUUUAUAUCUUGAUCAGUAUCUAUUAGAAUA